Molecule: messenger RNA, 2315 nt
Organism: Lagopus leucura (white-tailed ptarmigan)
Lineage: Eukaryota; Metazoa; Chordata; Aves; Galliformes; Phasianidae
Gene: ADAP2
Product: ArfGAP with dual PH domains 2
Exons: 10
Coding region: 3-1097 (364 amino acids)
Biological process (GO): positive regulation of GTPase activity
Cellular component (GO): intracellular membrane-bounded organelle; plasma membrane
Molecular function (GO): phosphatidylinositol bisphosphate binding; GTPase activator activity
Source: RefSeq, a predicted model, not a curated record
UGAUGGACCGCGACCGCAACAAGACGCUGCUGCAGGAGCUGCUGAAGGUCACCGGGAACGGCCGCUGCGCCGACUGUGGGGAGCCGGAUCCAGAGUGGGCUUCUUACAAACUUGGAAUAUUCAUUUGUUUGAUGUGCUCCGGAAUCCAUCGCAAUCUUCCUCAAGUCAGCAGGGUCAAAUCCCUUCGGCUUGACUUCUGGGAGAACGAUCUUAUAGAGUUUAUGAAGAAGCACGGGAAUCUCUGUGCCAAAGCAAAAUAUGAAGCAAAAGUCCCUCCCUAUUAUUACAUCCCCCAGUCCUGCGAUUGCUUGGUUUUAAGAGAACAAUGGAUUAGAGCUAAAUAUGAGCGUGAGGAAUUUGUUGCCACCCGAGUCUGCCAAGAUCCUUGUUCUGCAGGUAGCCAUGAAGGAUUCCUCUGGAAGCGUGGACGGGAAAGCAAGCAGUUCAAGCAGAGGCGGUUUCUCCUGUCAGCAAGGGAAGGGGUGAUGAAGUACUACACUAAAGAACCCAAAGGUCCAAAAGCCGUUAUCAGCAUUGAGAAACUGAAUGUGAUGUUCCAGGCAGAGAAAAUCCAUCAUGCUCACGGGCUGCAAAUCACAUACAAGACAGAUGGUCAAACAAGGAACCUUUUUGUCUAUCAUGAAAGCGGAAAGGAGAUUGUUGACUGGUUCAAUGCCAUUCGGGCUGCACGUUACCAUUAUCUCAGAACAACCUUCCCAGCUCUCUCAGAGCACGAGAUCAUACCCCGGAUCACAAGAAACUAUAUCAAAGAAGGAUAUAUGGAGAAAACAGGACCAAAGCAGAAGGAGACCUUUAAGAUGCGCUGGUUCAGCCUAGACUCUGAAGAGAGGAACCUGCUGUACUUUAAAAACCCACUGGAUGCAUUUCCACAAGGCCAAGUUUUUAUUGGAAGGAGAGUCGAGGGCUAUGAAGUACGAGCUGGCUUGCCCCAGGGAAUAUCUGUAAAGAAGAGGAAAUCAGGGAUCACCAUGGUCACACCAAUGAGAGAGUUUUUGUUUCUGUGUGAGAACGAUAGGGAGCAGAGGGAGUGGAUAGAUGCCUUGAAUGGAAUAAUUGCCCAGCCCUUGUCUGGUUGAGACUAACACUGAGUUCCGGUGAACUGCACUUCUUGGGCUCUGUUUCUGGUCUGCAUCCUCUUUUUGUCAGCAGGGAUGGUGCUCAAGCCCAUUCAGUGACUGUGCUACAAAGGGCUUUUUCCUUCAACAGCUACAGGCGCAGGAAGGGUGGCAAAAUAAAUGAGUGAGGGGAAUGCAGAUAUUCAGAAAUUAUCUGUCCCUUCUUUUGAAGUGCAUUCGCUCUUCCUUACAUUCUCUGCUUUUGAGCAGAUGAGGCCUGCUCAGGCUGAUGUAGGGAUAAAGUCAGUGUAGAAAGUUUGUCCACAGAGGACUGGCACGGAUUUCCUUGAGGAUUCCUGAAGAAUGUACUUGACAAUGCAGCCAUGACAUAUAUUCUGAUAGUAAAUGUGACCAUCUGUUACAUGCUGCAUAGAACAAGCGGCCAAGAGACAAAGACAUCAGCACCUGCCAGGACAGUGCAGCAUGUCCUGCUGCAUAGAUGAAAGAUAAAAAUACAUGCCGAAUGACUGGAUGUUUUUCUUCGGGGGGAAGAGCGGGGGUGGGGAACAGGCAACUAUUCUACCUGCUUGCAUCUUCUGUCCAGUUAAGGACAUGGUUGUUGUCCAUGUAAUGGUUUUAAUGUCAUUUGCAGUGUUGUAUUUUCAUCACUGAAACUGUAUUAAAAAAAAAAAAAAUCACAAAAGUCAGAGGGGGAGGAAGGGACUUCUGGAGAGCACGUGCUCCAGCUCCCUGAUAAAGCAUGUUUGUAUCAUCUAUCUCACAGUUCCUAAGCUUAUCUUGUAAGGAUGUUCUUGGGGUAUGGUGUCAAAAGCCUUGCUGAAGUCAAGGCAGGCAGCAUUCACUGCUUUUCCCUCAUCUACCCAACCAGUUAUGACAUCACAGAAGGCUACCAGAUCAGUCAAGUAUGAUUUUCCCUUGCUGCGCCCGUGUUGACUACUCCUGAUAACCUUCUUUUCUUUCUUCCACUUGCUUGGGCUUGGACAUGACAUCCAGAAUUAGUUGGAUGGAGGUGAGGCUGACUGGCCUGUAGACUCUUAUUAUUUGAGGAUCUGAGAAACAAGUCCUCAAAAUUAAAAGUCAAGUUUGAGUUGUGAAGAAUGUUGUCGUGGAAGCAUUCUAAUGACAUACCCUUAGAUCCUUGCUUUCAACAGUUGCUGCUAUUUGAUUAUUUUGGAAGUGGCAAAUGCAGUAUGUAGAAACCUUUUCCUUUUUUUUUUU